AUGGCCAUACUGAACAGAUUACCCAUUCGCGACAGACUCUUGCGUAUGGGAAUGGCCAUUGAAUCUAACAGAUGUCUGCUGUGUGGCAACGAGGCAGAGUCAAGAGAUCAUCUCUUCUUUGAAUGUCGAUUUGCUAAUGACUUAUGGGGUUCCAUUUUGGAGUUGUGUUGCAUUUCUCGUGUAGCUGGCAGGUGGGAUGGUGAAUUGGCUUGGGCUUCCCUUAUGCUCAAAGGCAAAUCCCUCAUUGUGAGAUUGCUCAAACUAGCUUGGUCUGGACACGUUUACAAUUUAUGGAAUGAGAGAAAUAACAGGUUGUAUGGGAGCGAUGCUAGAUCGAAUGAUGCAGUACUGGAAGACAUUAAGGAGACCAUACGAUUUCGGUUAGAAGGUAAAUGCUUCAAUAGGGCAGAUCCGUCUAACAAUGCCCUGUUUUUUGCUUCUUUGGGUAAUGAAAAUUGA
Hibiscus syriacus is the source of this 459-nucleotide messenger RNA. RefSeq lists its product as uncharacterized. The record is from RefSeq and is a predicted model, not a curated record. NCBI's taxonomy places the organism in Eukaryota, Viridiplantae, Streptophyta, Magnoliopsida, Malvales, Malvaceae. The transcript has 2 exons. Bases 1 to 459 code for a protein of 152 amino acids.